GUCUUGCAUAACGUGUAUACCUGCAACACCGGAUGCAAGCUCGCACUGCCGAGCCGUUUAUAUCAUCCGUACCUGGCUGUUCUGCGCUCAUGCAGCUAUGCACAGCGCACGCAUCCAUGACGGGCUCAGCGACGAUGCCGCGAAGCAAGGACGUCUGCGCAGCCUGCUCCGCGCCCACCGCGCGCCAGCCGUUCGUCGUCUUCUGCGGCAAGUGCCUGAGGCAGUUCCACUGCAAAUGCGUCGGGAUCAAGGAUGAGGACCACGACUUGGUCGUCGGCACGUUCAAGUGCUUCGCUUGCACCAGGCGUCACGACCCGGAGAGCGCCGCAGUCCUGGGCGGCGGCACCGCGGGCACGCCGGCCGUCGUCCGUGCACCUCAUCACAAGCCUGAAGUCGUGUCGCCGACGGGCGACUCGGACCUGCUCCAAGUGGUGCGUCUCCUCUGCCGUAAAGUCGACGCCGUAGCGGCCGACGUGCGCUCGCUUAAAGACGACAACGCGUCUCUUCUCGAACGAUUCGCCGAACAGGACGUGGAAGGCCAGAACCUCGCCGUCCACAGUAGCAAGAAGGGCCUGCUCUGUCAAAAGAUUGACGGGACGUCCGCGGAGCUGUGUCCGUUGAACAACGCGAACGAAGUCCUUUGUUGCCAGAUCGCGACGAAAGACGCGGCAGAACGUCUCGCUCCAGGCGGUGGCGGCAAGGGCGUGGUCUGCGUGGGGCAACGAGACGGUGCCUGCACCAGCGACGACUGCGAACUGUUCCAGCAGGUAGCCCUUCUUCGGCGGGACGUGGACGCCCUCGCGAGCGACGUGCGCCUGCUCAACAACGAGAGUGAGCUAUUCCGGUUGCACUUGGCCAGAACGACGGAAGUUCUGGGUAAGAUCGCGCUCGGGUUGGAGGACAGGCGUCCUGCUCCUCCGCUUCCGUGCGCGGCGACGGCGGCGAGCCCGAAAAGCUACGCGGCCGCUUUGAGAGGCGACGCCCGCCAUUGUGUCGGAGGAACGGUUAUCGAGAAACCUCCUUCGCCCACCAAAGAGCUCGAGUCGAAACGGAGCAUCGCAACGGAGACUUCGAGAGAAUUGGAAGGCCGCCGUGAUACCGCCGCCUUGAAAGGGGCUCUGCCUCCGCGUAGCUCUUCUACAUCGUCUGCGGCGAAGAACAACGCUCCCUUCUAUAAGAAGCCCCGCGGACUUCCAGGAGGUCGACGCGGCCGCAAGUUACAGUCUUGCGUAGGAACGUGCCCCAACAGCGAGCUGCUGUCCGCCGCGCCAAGGCGUCCCGCCCGCCGAGCGCUGUUCGUCUCCCGUCUGCACGCGUCGACGACGUCCAAGAGCAUCUCCGACUACGUCAACGGCGUGACGGGUGGCGCGUGCGUGUGCACGAAGCUGCCGUCCAAGCACGACACGUACGCCUCGUUUCACGUGGCCGUGGACGAGUGUGACUUCGAGGGCCUCCUGAAGGCGGAAUUGUGGCCCGCCGGCUGCCUUUUCCGACCGUUUUACGGCAACAUAAAGGAAGCCCGCUGCUCCGACUCUCAGAGUGUGAUGAUCGAGAAGUCGAAGUGAGCGUUCGGUCUGCCCGACUGCUCAGUGCAUUUUGCGAACAAUCGGUGCAAUUAACAUUUGCUUGUAUGUGUGCCAGGCUUACUAGAAAUCAGAUGUAACCAGCCGGCUCUAUUUUAUCUCGAGUAAACCGUUUACCUCUUACUUAAAUAUUGCUUUCUGGUUGGCUUCGUUCCGAGUUUUCUGUGCAUAUUACGGCAUUUGUAAGUACUGUAUAGUGUUGUAAUUAAGUAUCCAAGCAUAUGCAUGCAUACUGACUUUAAAUACGCACUUUUGAACCUAGUAUUGCUGAUUUGUUCGAAGUGUACUACAAACAAAUCUACUAUAGGGUGUACUAGAUUCAAGACAAUGAUUCGAUGCAGAUAUACCUAUAAGGGUAAUAUCUCAGAUAUUCGGAGGCUCUCGUUUUCUGCCAUUUACUGAGUUUGUAAGUCUUGCGUAGUGUUAGUAAAGUGUUUUGUU
Messenger RNA from Rhipicephalus sanguineus (brown dog tick), 2024 nucleotides. RefSeq lists its product as uncharacterized. Lineage: Eukaryota; Metazoa; Arthropoda; Arachnida; Ixodida; Ixodidae. The record is from RefSeq and is a predicted model, not a curated record. The transcript has a single exon. Bases 33 to 1565 code for a protein of 510 amino acids.